Messenger RNA from Folsomia candida, 2523 nucleotides. RefSeq lists its product as uncharacterized. Gene Ontology annotation, molecular function: serine-type endopeptidase activity. The record is from RefSeq and is a predicted model, not a curated record. Lineage: Eukaryota; Metazoa; Arthropoda; Collembola; Entomobryomorpha; Isotomidae. The transcript is spliced from 10 exons. Gene Ontology annotation, biological process: acrosome reaction; proteolysis. The coding region runs from base 1005 to 2297 and encodes 430 amino acids.
ACUUUUGGCAAAUGUCAAAUUAUUUUUAAAAAAAAUCCCUACAUAUCAUUAGUCACCUAGACAAUUCGAAUGAAAAUACUUCAAUUAUUAAUUAACUAUAACUCUUUAAAUUGCUAUCAAAUUAAUGACGUCUUGUUAUCUUGGAAAACGGUAUCAUAACUUUGACGUAUGUAUGCAUAUAUGUACUUCAUAAAGAUAAAUAAGUUCCACAUAUGCAGGACAUUUACACCGUUGCCCUGUCGGCAAUGAACAAAUAGAAAUAACUAUGUUCCACCGAUAAAACUACCUAUACUGAAAUUAUGAUUCAUUCAUUACGUACGAAAUUUAGUUGGCUUGCUUACCCAACAUCAAUCUUAUCCUUACAAGCUCCAGUAAAAUAGAUACACACUUGAAUAUGUUUGCGCAAAAACUGACCAUGACUCACUAUGAUGCAUAGCAUAAUGGACUAAUUGUGUCAAGCGGUGAAAACACUUAUCGUCAAUUGUUUCAAUUAUGUUUUAAUUAAUUCGCCCAACAAUGAUAACUACACGUGUCAGAGCAACAGGUACAUCGAUAAGAUAAACCAACCACUGCUUUUACAUGAGCCAAUUUUAGUCUAUUAAAAUUGUCCAACACAUAUAAGAACAUACCCACCCACCAUUCUGCCAGGUCAGUCUGCCUGCAUAAUAUUAACGACUUGCUAAAUAAUAAGCCAAAAUGAGACGUUUUCUGCUCGCCUUAUUGAUCUCACUUUUAUCCCAGAGUGAUGCUCUGUCCAUCCCUGGAAGUCGUAAUGAAGGCAAAAUCAUUGGCGGCGUGCCUGUUAAUAAAGGGGAACUACCGUAUGUCGUCCUAAUAUCCACCUCCGCCCAUGGGCGGUUGGGGCUUUGAUAAGUCCCGACUGGGUCGUCACCGCUGCCUCAUGUACUGACGAGAAACACACCUCUUACGAACUCACCGCUGGGGAGCACAACCUUACUCUCGAAGAGGGGACGGAACAACGGCGACGAGUCUCACGAAUUGUGAUGCAUCCAGAUUUUGUCAUUCUCGACGAAACUUGCGACAGCACGGAUAACAUUGCCUUAAUUCAAGUCACCCCACCAUUCGAAACUAACCAAUUUGUGCAACCGAUUGCUUUAGUAUCUCCACAGUUUGAAAUUAUCGAAAACAUGACCCUCAUCCAAGUCGCUGGAUGGGGCCUCACCUCAGAAUUUGGUGGAAUAGAACCAGCCGAAAUUAUGCACAAGUUGCAAUUACCCACAAUCUCAGACGCAGAAUGUAAAGCUGCAUACGAUUCGCAUGCCUGUCUAGAUGGCACGAUUACAUUUGAAGAGACGGACUUUUGUGCCGUGGCGUGGGAAGGGUAUGCCCUCUGCGUGCAUGAUGGUGGGGAUCCUGCAGUUUGUUACGACGCAGAAGGAGAUUAUGCCCUAUGCGGCGUGGCGAACGAUAUUUAUUGCGGCGAUAUCACAAGACCCCAAAGAUUUGCUGAGCUUUCCCAAUUUCACGACUGGAUUGUGUCCUCUAUGGAACCUGAACAGUUGGACAAUUCGACAUGGGUUGGUCAAGAUGACACUUGUGGUGGAAUAUUGGUCGGGUCAUCGGGUCGGGUAACGUUUAAUAGUUCUUCGAACCGAAACCACACUUGUACUUGGACCAUCCGUGCCAAUUCCAUGAGCAGUGUUUCACUCUCAUUUGAAAAACUGAACAUCCCACCGGGUGAUGCCGUUUUCGUGACCACGAUCGACUCUUGGACAGGGUUGGUUGAACAGAAUUAUAAAUUUACUAGGUCAGAAGAACCUGUGGGGCCUAGCUUUGUGGUCACCGGACCUCUAUUGAUGGUCACGUAUGUGGCGGAUGGUAACACACAGACGACUCCGGAAUCUGGUUUCAACCUGGAUUUUCAAGGAGCUGGGUUUUCAUACUCUGUACGUCGCAGGUUUAGCCACACAGAAUUGCAAUCAGUUGCAGGCACACUUCGAUACCCGGAAAUGGGAGAAUCCGGAGAAAUGGUACCCUACAACAAUUCGGAGACAGCGACUUUCGCUUUUUCAGGACAAUCCGGAUCCCGUGCCAACGUAACGAUCUUCUUCACUUCCAUAGAAGAUUGGAACGAUCAGUGCAACGGAGACGGGAUUAAUGUUUUGUUAUUUAAUCCAUUGGAAGGAUUUAUAUUUUCUGAACAAAUUUGCGGCGUUAUAGUGCAACCCAUCAGCUAUAUUUUGAACAGAGCUGUCGGAGAGUCAAUUGCCCUCGUUUUUCAGACGGAUGAUGAAAAUACUGAUUACGGGUUUGGAAUUGAGUGGCAGCUUGAGUAAUAAUGAUUUAUGAAAUAGUGAAAAUACAAUGAGAUUUGGAAUAAAAAGUAUUUAAACUCAUUUAUCAGCAUAUUUACGGCGGUGGUAUAUUUUUGGAAAGGCCAAAAUAUGGUACAAUUCUCCUAUAAAACAUUUGUAAUUAAAAUGUAAUAAGAAGAAAUUUUGAUAUGUGCUACUUCAUUCAAUAAAUAAAUAUAGGGCAUAUAUGGCCGAUAUUUGCAGUAUA